Molecule: messenger RNA, 483 nt
Organism: Aspergillus steynii IBT 23096
Lineage: Eukaryota; Fungi; Ascomycota; Eurotiomycetes; Eurotiales; Aspergillaceae
Exons: 6
Coding region: 1-483 (160 amino acids)
Source: RefSeq, a predicted model, not a curated record
AUGGUCAUAUCCGUUCCUGUUUGGAAUUUUGGAAAUCUUGGUCGAUUUAACCAAUCGGAAAUAAUACAUCUGAAGAUACAACUUAUCCUUCUACAGCCAUGUGCUCGAACUGUCAAGCUGUUCGUGGCAUGCUUUAUCCGUCUUCGCUGGUGCCAUCCUGCUCCCGCCGUUGGAAAAAACAACAAGAAAAAUAAGGCCAUGUGGGCCAAGAAAAGUCUUCUCCGUAAAGAAAGAGCAGCCGAGAAGAAGAAACAGAUGUCAGAGAAGGAGAGGGAGGAAGAAAAGAAGGGCGAGGAAAAGAACGCUGAGAUGGAGAAGAGAAGAAGGUGGAGGAGCUUCACCAUUAACGUGGGCACUAAUAUGGAUGGUCAGUGGGACGUCGUUCCUACCCUUCACCUUGAUGCGGAGGCAAGCAAAAAGGAGGCCGACAGUCUUGAUGGUGACUUCAUCAUCAAUAUUGAUACCGAAAUGACCGGCCAGUAG